Messenger RNA from Micropterus salmoides (largemouth bass), 1457 nucleotides. It is a transcript of the gene trmt61a, whose product is annotated as tRNA methyltransferase 61A. Gene Ontology annotation, cellular component: tRNA (m1A) methyltransferase complex; nucleus. The record is from RefSeq and is a predicted model, not a curated record. NCBI's taxonomy places the organism in Eukaryota, Metazoa, Chordata, Actinopteri, Centrarchiformes, Centrarchidae. The transcript is spliced from 4 exons. Gene Ontology annotation, biological process: tRNA methylation. The coding region runs from base 167 to 1078 and encodes 303 amino acids.
CCUCCGAAAACAACACCACGUGUGUGUAAGAAAUGAAUGGGUGGCUGUCGCUGAGCUCCACAUUGCACAUCCAGCGGCAUUAAGAGCAGAAUUAGUCGUUUACGGACCGCAGUUUGGGUUUGAACUCCACAGCCGAAUAACGACACCUCCGGAGAAGACUUACACCAUGAGUUUUGUGGAGUACUCAGACUUCAUUCAGGAAGGGGACGUUGCCAUCGUCUACCUGGGCCACGAGUCCAUGAUGCCAGUCAAGGUGCAGCAGGGGGCCCACACGCAGACCCGCUACGGAGUCAUUCGCCAUUCCACAGACCUGAUUGGUAAGCGUUACGGGUCAAAAGUCACCUGCAGCAAAGGCAAGUGGGUCCUUGUGCUUCACCCCACACCUGAGCUCUGGACAGUCACCUUGCCGCACCGCACACAGAUCCUCUACACCACUGACAUCGCCACCAUCACCAUGAUGCUGGAGCUGAAGCCGGGAUCCAUCGUCUGCGAGUCCGGCACGGGUAGCGGCUCCCUCUCCCACGCCAUCCUGCGUACCAUCGCCCCCACGGGUCACCUGCACACGGUGGAGUUCCACCAACAGCGGGCGGAGAAGGCGGCGGAGGAAUUCAAGGAGCACCGCGUAGAUCAUCUGGUCACCGUCAGGAACCAGGAUGUGUGCAAGGACGGGUUCGGAGUGAGCGGGGUGGCAGACGCUGUCUUCCUGGACAUCCCCAGCCCCUGGGAGGCAGUGAGGCACGCCAAGACCGCUAUGAAGAAACACGGAGGUCGGGUGUGUUCGUUCUCUCCAUGUAUAGAGCAGGUCCAGAGGACGUGCGAGGCUCUGGCGGAUCAGGGCUUCGAGGAGAUCAGCACCCUGGAGGUCCUGCUGAGAGUCCACGACGUGCGAACCGUCUCCCUUCCGCUGCCCGACUUUGGCCCAGACCCCUCCGCUCUGACUCAGCCUGACGCCGCGGAGAAAACGCCUCCAACCUCGGCUCCAAGUCAGGCCUCCAUCACCUUGAAGACCACCACCCCGCCCAGAGAAAUACCAGGUCACACAGGGUACCUCACCUUCGCUACCAAACCAAGAACCUAAAGCGAUUUUUCUUUAUUCUCACCACCAGUAAAUAGGAAAAGGUUUAUAAUCCGUACUCUUUGUUUCGCUCCUGUGUUUCCCCCCGCUGGAUACUGCGAUAAUCCAGCGGGGGUACCAGGUUCCUCCAGGUCCCGGUUGGCACUGCAGCACCAAGAGGAUUUGCACUCUUGUGUUACAUAAUUUUGAGCUCCUGUCACUUGGCGCCGGUUUGUUGCUUGCAUCAAGCAAGAGUGAAAAUCAAGUCGACAGCGAUUUCAUUUGAGGAGGAUAUACUUUAUAGCUUUUUGGAUCACGAGUGAAAAGGAUGCCUCCCCUUUUAUAAAAAUCACUUUUUAUCAAUUAUUUGUUGGGGUAGGAACAAUAAAUGUGUGAAAAGAUC